UUAAAACUCUUCAUUUUGAUCCCACCUUAUUUGCACCACCCUUGCUUCUCCAUUCUUCUAGUCGAGCAUACACUAUCGUCUACUUACACACGAGCCGUCGCAUAUCAUCGCCGGUACGGUCGCCGGAGUUAAAAAUAUCUUCUCGUCGUUCAGGAGAACUAAGGAACCAUGGGGAUCGUAGAAAGGAUUAAAGAAAUAGAAGCUGAGAUGGCUCGUACACAAAAGAAUAAAGCAACUGAGUAUCAUCUUGGUCAGCUGAAGGCUAAGAUAGCAAAGCUGAGGACACAACUGCUGGAACCCCCUAAAGGUUCCAGUGGAGCUGGAGAGGGUUUUGAAGUCACAAAGUAUGGCCAUGGACGUGUUGCACUAAUAGGAUUUCCAAGUGUUGGAAAGUCAACACUCCUAACGAUGCUGACAGGAACACAUUCUGAAGCUGCAUCAUAUGAGUUCACAACACUUACUUGCAUCCCUGGAAUUAUACACUACAAUGAUACCAAAAUUCAACUGCUUGAUCUUCCUGGUAUCAUUGAAGGUGCAUCUGAAGGCAAGGGGCGUGGUAGGCAGGUCAUUGCUGUUUCCAAGUCAUCAGACAUUGUUUUGAUGGUUCUGGAUGCUUCAAAAAGUGAAGGCCAUCGACAAAUUUUAACGAGGGAGCUGGAAGCUGUGGGACUGCGAUUAAAUAAACGACCUCCUCAGAUAUACUUCAAGAAGAAAAAGACGGGAGGGAUUUCUUUCAACAGCACGUUGCAUCUGACACAUAUUGAUGAGAAGCUCUGCUAUCAAAUUCUUCAUGAAUACAAGAUUCACAAUGCUGAGGUUUUAUUUCGUGAAGAUGCUACAGUGGAUGACCUUAUUGAUGUUAUUGAGGGAAAUCGUAAAUACAUGAAGUGUAUAUAUGUCUACAACAAGAUAGAUGUUGUCGGUAUUGAUGAUGUGGACAGAUUAUCCCGACAGCCGAACUCCAUUGUCAUUAGCUGCAACUUGAAGCUGAAUCUGGACAGACUACUUGCAAAAAUGUGGGAUGCAAUGGGUCUUGUCAGAGUUUAUACAAAGCCUCAAGGCCAGCAACCAGAUUUCUCCGAGCCUGUGGUUCUCUCUGCUGAUAGAGGUGGCUGUACUGUAGAAGAUUUCUGUAAUCACAUACAUAGGAACCUUGUUAAGGAUGUGAAGUAUGUUUUGGUAUGGGGCACGAGUGCAAGGCACUACCCUCAGCAUUGUGGUCUGAGUCAUCCGCUUCAGGAUGAAGACGUGGUUCAGAUUGUCAAGAAAAAGGAGAGGGAAGAUGGUGGCGGCAGAGGCCGAUUCAAAUCACAUUCUAAUGCUCCUGUUCGGAUAUCUGACAGAGAGAAAAAGGCUCCACUGAAGACGUAGUUUAAUCAGAAGGUGAAGCUUUUAUUUAUGUGCUAAUCGUUGAGACAUCAAUUUUUGAUCGGAGAGUAUAUUGCAGGAAAGUAAUGAGCUAUUCUAGAGGUUUCUUCAGCUCUACGGUGUGAAGCUAAUCAUAAUUAUGAUAUCAGCACUAUGCAGUGUAAAAAAAUAUGGACAUAAGCCUUCCCUCCGAAGGUAAGGGUAACGUCUGUGUAGAUCCUACCCUACCCCGACCCCACUCGUGGGAUUGCACUGGGUAUGUGUUGUUGCCUUCGCUCCGAAGGCAAGAUGUGGUGUUUAGAGUUUCCAUCUGUAGCCCGUUAUUGGAACUUUAGAUGUCAGCUUCCAACUGGCAGUAUGUCUUUGUGAGAACUAAUGUGGUUGAAAUGUUAGAGGCCUGAGGGAACUUUGAUACCCAAAAUGUUUCUUGCGUAUCAAAUACAAGUAAGAAAUUCACUUAUUUUCGUUAAAGAAAAUAAAUAUCCAAGCUUUCAUACCGAACACACCCUUAGUUUUAACGGUGAAAUUUUGGUCAUGCUUCA
Molecule: messenger RNA, 1910 nt
Organism: Solanum pennellii
Lineage: Eukaryota; Viridiplantae; Streptophyta; Magnoliopsida; Solanales; Solanaceae
Product: developmentally-regulated G-protein 2
Exons: 12
Coding region: 169-1371 (400 amino acids)
Biological process (GO): cytoplasmic translation
Cellular component (GO): cytoplasm
Molecular function (GO): GTP binding; GTPase activity
Source: RefSeq, a predicted model, not a curated record